AACAACAUUCAAAUUAUUAAAUGAUGAUGAAUAGUAGUAGUAGGAGAGUGAGUUUUAGUGAUUUUGACAUCAAAUAUUACGAUUUGCCAUUCGAUAAGAAGCCAGCCACGAUCAACAACAACCCCACAAAGAAGAAGAAAAAGGCGGUUUCAACAGGAGGUCACCACUUUUGGGGAAGUAUGGUCGCGAAAGCUCUUCGGUUUGUGUCUAAUGGUAAAAGAUCGUCGAGAAAGGUUUCAUCUACGGAGGGUAAUUUGGCGAGAUCUAGGUCUUAUGUAGAUCAUGCGGCUGCCAUUAUUGAUUCACAUAGGGCUGAGGCUUUGGAGGAUUGUAUUGAGUUCUUAAAUUCUAGUUCUUCUUCAUACUAGCUAGCUAGUUAGUUAGUUAUCAAUAUUGUCUUCUUUUCAAAGAUGUGAAUGAUUAUAUUGUUUCUUUAAACUCUCAAUCAUAUUAUAAAAUAUAUACUGAAUUAAA
Molecule: messenger RNA, 474 nt
Organism: Impatiens glandulifera
Lineage: Eukaryota; Viridiplantae; Streptophyta; Magnoliopsida; Ericales; Balsaminaceae
Exons: 1
Coding region: 21-368 (115 amino acids)
Source: RefSeq, a predicted model, not a curated record